GCGACCGCGGCCCCUCUCCCAGGGCCGGUUCCUCCCGGCGCGUCUUCCGGGUGGGGCCCGGGCCCUGGCGAUGGCGCCCUGGGCGCUCCUCAGCCCUGGGGUCCUGGUGCGAACCGGCCACACCGUGCUGACCUGGGGAAUCACGCUGGUGCUUUUCCUGCACGAUACCGAGCUGCGGCAAUGGGAAGAGCAGGGGGAGCUGCUCCUGCCCCUUACCUUCCUGUUCCUGGUGCUGGGCUCCCUGCUGCUCUACCUGGCUGUGUCGCUUAUGGAUCCUGGCUAUGUGAAUACUCAGCCCCAGCCCCAGGAGCCCAAGGAGGAACAGACAGCCAUGGUUCCACAGGGGAUUGCCCUUCGACGCUGCAGAUACUGCCUGGUGCUGCAGCCCCUGCGGGCCCGACACUGUCGUGAUUGUCGCCGCUGCGUCCGCCGCUAUGACCAUCACUGUCCCUGGAUGGAGAACUGUGUGGGGGAACGCAAUCACCCGCUCUUCGUGGCCUACCUGGCACUGCAGCUGGUGGUUCUUCUGUGGGGCCUGUACCUGGCAUGGUCUGGCCUCCAGUUCUUCCAGCCCUGGGGGCUGUGGCUGCGGACCAGGGGCCUUCUGUUUGCCACCUUCCUGUUGCUGUCCUUCUUCUCACUGGUGGCUGGCCUGCUCCUGGCCUCACACCUCUAUCUGGUGGCCAGCAACACCACCUCCUGGGAGUUCAUCUCCUCACACCGUAUUGCCUACCUCCGCCAGCGCCCCAGCAACCCUUUCAACCGUGGUCUGACCCGCAACCUGGCCCACUUCUUCUGUGGAUGGCCCUCAGGGUCCUGGGAGACCCUCUGGGCUGAGGAGGAAGUGGAGGAGGGCAGCAGCCAGGCUGUUUAGGUUUGCUGGAGGCAGAGCUUGCCAUCUUGUGCCUGAAAACCAGAGGAAUCAUACCUAGCUGGAGUCAGCCCUUGGAGGGCCUGGAGCUCCUCACUCCCGCCCACCCUCCCUGGCCUCAAAGCAGAGCAUCAAGACAGUGGCUGGUUCUAUCUUCCCAAGGAAGAAAGAAAAGAGGACCUAAUUGGGGUUCCAGCACCAAGGCACCCCAGACUCCACCCUACCCCCAAACCAGGCUGCCUCCAGGGCACAGUUUUUCAAAUUUAAUAAUCCAUAAAGCAAGUCAAAUAUUAAAGACAAAUCAAGCCACUC
Messenger RNA from Marmota monax (woodchuck), 1183 nucleotides. It is a transcript of the gene Zdhhc12, whose product is annotated as zinc finger DHHC-type palmitoyltransferase 12. The transcript has 5 exons. Gene Ontology annotation, cellular component: Golgi apparatus; endoplasmic reticulum. Gene Ontology annotation, molecular function: protein-cysteine S-palmitoyltransferase activity. The record is from RefSeq and is a predicted model, not a curated record. The coding region runs from base 71 to 874 and encodes 267 amino acids. NCBI's taxonomy places the organism in Eukaryota, Metazoa, Chordata, Mammalia, Rodentia, Sciuridae. Gene Ontology annotation, biological process: peptidyl-L-cysteine S-palmitoylation; protein targeting to membrane.